This is a messenger RNA of Magnusiomyces paraingens, 2415 nucleotides long. RefSeq lists its product as uncharacterized. The coding region runs from base 1 to 2415 and encodes 804 amino acids. Gene Ontology annotation, cellular component: nucleus. The record is from RefSeq and is a predicted model, not a curated record. Lineage: Eukaryota; Fungi; Ascomycota; Dipodascomycetes; Dipodascales; Dipodascaceae. Gene Ontology annotation, molecular function: RNA lariat debranching enzyme activity. Gene Ontology annotation, biological process: mRNA splicing, via spliceosome. The transcript has a single exon.
AUGGCCAUUCUACACGUUUAUUUCGAAGGUUGCUGCCACGGCAAUCUCUCAGCAAUUUACUCUGCAGUCCAACGUCUUGCCAAAACACAACACCCUGCCGACCGCGUGGAUCUGCUCCUAAUUGGCGGCGAUUUCCAGGCUUUACGUACACCCAGUGAUCUCAACUGCCUUGCCGUUCCUGAAAAGUAUAAACGUGAAGCAGCCCGUGGUUCCUUUGCUUCAUAUUUCCGUGGUGAACUAGUAGCACCUAUGCUUACUGUGUUUGUCGGUGGCAAUCAUGAAGCUUCUAAUUACCUACAGGAAUUACCCCAUGGCGGUUGGGUCGCGCCAAACAUAUAUUACCUGGGCCGCGCAGGCAGUAUUAUUUAUAAAAAUGCGGUGCGCAUAGCUGGGGUUUCUGGGAUUUAUGACGAGCGUGAUUACACGCGAGGAUACACAGAAAGAGUUCCAUUUUCACCACGCGAUUUACGAAGUGUCUAUCAUGUGAGGAACUUUGACAUUGCUCGACUAGGACUAUUGGCAAGCCCACAGGUUGCUGCAUCUACAGCCAAUGUGUAUUCGGUAAGUGCAGAAAAGCUAGUGGAAGCUCAGAGUGCAAUUGAUGUAUUUAUGUCGCAUGACUGGCCUGCUGGUGUUGAGCAACAUGGAGAUGUACGUGGGUUACUAAGGCGGAAACCAUUUUUCCAAAAAGAUGUUGCAGCUGGGGAAUUGGGGUCACCUGCUGGGAUGCGAUUAUUAAAAAAGUUAAAGCCAAAGACGUGGGUUUCUGCGCAUUUGCAUGUAGGGUUUCAAGCUACAGUUGAGCAUGGGAAGGAAGAUCAACAUGAAAAGGAAGUAUCCAAAAUAGUAGUGAAGAAUCAAGAUGAAAUUGUGUUGGACUUUGAUUUUGACGACAAUGAAGAAGAGCCAAAAGAAGAUAUUCAGAAGGAUACAAAAGAAGAGAGUUCAAAGGAGGACUCGAAAGAACCAAAAGAAGAAUUAAAAAGUGAUUCCGAAAAAGAAGAUUUGGAGCCUGAAAAAACACACUUUGUGGCCUUAGACAAGUGUCUUCCACGGCGUCAUUUCCUACAGCAUAUCCCCAUCAUAGUUCCUGACUCUACGACAAGUUCCAUUCAUUCUUCUCGGUCACGCUCGUCUUCACCUUCAGACUCUUUACGCAAAAAGCAAAAGCUGGAUGACAAGUCUGUUCUUGAGUCGUCUCCUGUUACAACUACCUCUACAGAUCCUACUACAACAGCAACAAUAACACCAAUAACAACUCCAAAUGAUGAUACAAACUCAUCGGGUGACCAGUCUCUCGAUACACCAAAAGAAGAAACAAACAACUAUGAUCAAUUCGUGGUACCCGUACGCUACAAGUCGCUUCUAAGUUACGACCCAGCAUGGCUUGCAAUUACUCGAGCCACUGCUCCAUACGUACCGAUUCCCUCAGUCCCUGAGGCAGAAGUGUUGCCGUCACAACCACAGCCACGGUCACGGCCAUUAGAAUACGACACAUUGACUGGCGACUUGGAUAUGACACCGAUAACAACAACAACCUUGGGCAAUAGUGGUGAGGAAACGAAGUCGGAACUCGAAAGUGCGGUCGAGUGGGUUGCAGAGCACGUGACGGCUCUUGGGUUUCUUACGAUCCCGACCUACGAGUACUUUUUUGGUAGAAACGGUGGUGGUAGUGUUGAAGGUUCAAAGUCUCCUAAAUCUCCUAAAUCUCCUAAAUCUCCUAAAUCUCCGAAAUCUCCUAAAUCUCCUAAAUCUCCUGGAUCUUCUAAAUCCCUGAAAUCCCCUAAAUCCCCUAAAUCGCCUCAACAAACAAUUAAGCCACACCCUUGGUUCCGCCCAGAACUCGGAGACCCGAACUCGCCAGCGAUACAGGGAGCCGACCGCACUGCGAUUGUGGAUAACCCUCAGACUGACCGGUUUUGUGCGCUAAUUGGGAUUCCUAGUUGGAUCCGGUUGUUAGACAAAGUUCCACGGACUCAAGAAAGUCAUUAUGGUGGCCGCGGCAACUACAACAGUAACUACAACAAUAAUUACAAUAACAAUAACUACAACAAUAAUAAUUACAAUAAUAACAAUAAUAACAAUAAUAAUAGGUCCCGUGAUGGACGGUCGUCGGGCCGAUGGAAUAAUAAUGGUCGUGGAAGUGGUAGAGGUGGUAGAGGUGGUAGAGGAGGAAAUGACUAUGGCCGAGGGGGGGAAGAAGGAGGAAGACCAAAUGUGAGUGACCAAUACGGUGCGUACAAUUACAAUUCGCGGGGUUCUACAGCGUCAACCACCACCAACAACAAUAAUGACUCGCCUACAAUUACAACAACUACAACUACAACAACAACAGCAGCAGCAGCGGCUACAACUGGCGUUGCCCACUCGUCUACUAUCACGGCUACACCACAAUAUGUCUCCGACUCGGAUUAA